This is a messenger RNA of Pieris macdunnoughi, 1509 nucleotides long. The record is from the annotation of a GenBank genome assembly. Lineage: Eukaryota; Metazoa; Arthropoda; Insecta; Lepidoptera; Pieridae.
AUGCCUGUUGCUGAGGGAGGCGAUCAAUACUCUGUUUGGGUGGGAUUAAUUUACAUAUUUAACUUAAUAGUUGGUACCGGGGGUCUGACUCUACCAGCUGCAUUUGCCAGAGCAGGAUGGGGCCUAAGCACAAUAACUCUUGUAUUCCUAGCAUUUAUGAGUUUUGUGAAUGCAACAUACGUCAUAGAAACUAUGGCCUGUGCCAAUGCUGUAUUCAAAUGGAAAAGAUUGCAACUUUUAAAGAGGAAUAGUAUGCAAGAUAAAGAAAACUCAGAACAAACUACCUCAAAUCCUCCUGAGUAUGCAGAGCUUGAAGAUUCUGUAGUUUGUGGAGACUCUGAACCUUCACAAUAUUACAGUCUUGAUAAGAGAAUUGAGCUAGGGGAAAUGGCUAAUCUCUUCUUAAGUAAAACUGGACAGACAAUGGUCUAUUGCAUACUAUGUGUCUAUCUGUAUGGGGAGUUGUCAAUAUAUUCUGCUGCUGCUUCCAAGUCUUUGAUGCAUGUUGUGUGUUCAACAGUUCCGUCAAAUAUGCAAAAUAUAACAGACGGGCCCUGCUUUCAUGACUCUGAAGGGACCUUCACUCGUAUUGAUUGUUACCGAGUGGCUCUAUUGACAUUCUUCGCAGCAAUGGGACCUUUUGUCUUCUUUAAUGUACAGAAGACAAAAUACCUACAGCUGUUUACUUCUGGCAUGCGGUGGCUUGCAUUCGUCAUAAUGAUAUCAAUGGCGAUACAUCUUCUAAUCAAACACGGUCCUCAAGGGAAGCCGCCAGCUUUCGAUUUCACGGGUAUGCCCAAUUUGUUCGGGACCUGCGCCUAUGUAUUCAUGUGCCACCAUUCCCUCCCUGGCCUAAUCAGCCCUAUACGAGGCAAAAGUCACCUUGGGCUCCACCUCUCGCUUGAUUACAUGGUCAUUAGCAUCUUCUAUCUCCUUCUGGCGUUCACGGGCGCGUUCGCGUUCGCAAACCUCAAUGAUCUUUAUACAUUAAACUUCGUGCCCACAAAUAAUGAGAAUAUUUUUCUAGAAAUAGUCGCAUACUUUCUCGCUCUUUUUCCUGUAUUCACUCUCUCUACAAGUUUUCCGAUUAUUGCUAUUACAUUGAGGAAUAAUUUACAAAGUUUGUUUUUGGAUACGAGUCGCUUGGAGUCGUAUAACUUUGUUUUACGGAAGUUGAUAUUUCCAAUUGUAGCUGUCGUUCCUCCGCUAUUACUGACGUAUUUCUUGGAGGAUAUAAGCGUUCUUAUUAUGUUCACAUGGUCGUAUGUUAGUUCGUGGAUACAGUAUUUGAUACCUACCUUUCUUGUGCUCUUUGCUAGACGACAUUGCGCUAAUUUGUUAGGUUUAGGAGUGGUUAAUAGAUAUAAAAGUCCAUUUUCAAAUGUAUCGUGGGCUGUGUUUGUCCUACUUUGGUCAUUUAUAUGUAUAAUACUCGGAGCUGUAAAUACAAUCGAGAAAGAUUCAGAUCGUGAAACAUCAUAUUUUAACGAAGUUUUUAACUUUAAAUAG